AUGGAGUCUCCGACACUAGAAGAGGCUCUAGAUACCCCAGAAACAGUAGACGACGCUGAUCCCGGCCCCGUCGAUCCAGAACCAGGCCCAAACGCAAAGUCUGAAGAGGCCGGCGCCGACGAGGACGAGGAUUGGGACGUCGAAAUGGACUUGGGAAAGACUGGAGGUGCUAAAGCAAUCCCAAGCCCACCUAUCAAUGCAUCUAGCGCAGCCUGGCACGCGUCCAUGAGCGCAGCCACUAGUGCUUUUACGGGCACCAUCACCAGGCUCGGCGCUGGACCAAAGUCGGACGUGGAAGAAUGUUGGGACGAGUUUGAUAUUGACCUCAACUCGUCCGAGGAGACGCCAACUGUCGGUUCAACAUUGGUGCCACAUACAAAGAUUGCAGCAGACCUCUCCGACUGGGAUGACGACGAUGAUGAUGAAGCAAUUUCAACUAUCAAAGUCGCAUCUGGUCAGCUGUCUUUCCCCAGUGUGCCGACCUCAUCGACGCCACCACGAAAGGCGCAACCGAUACCCGACGAUGAAGACUUUGAGCAAGACUUUUCGCUUCCCGACGAUCUUGCUCAUCUCUCCCUCCGUCCGCUCAGACACCGUUCAAGCAAGACCAAUCUCGACGGUUGGGGCGACCAGACGUCCUCAUCCACCGCCUAUUCAUCCGAAGCUUCCUCUUUUGGCGUUGGAACAAACGAGUCACCUUCGUCAAACUCUGUGUCAUUGUACUCGCAAGGCGCAGAGACGGACGACGACGACGACGAGAAGGGUCUGUUCGGGACAGAUGAAAACGAUGGAAAGCUAUUGCACAAGCUCAUUGAAAAGAGAAAGCAACAAGCAGCGACCGAAAUCGUCGCCGUGGCCUCGCCACAUGAAGAGGAUGAUUUCGAGAGUGGUCUGGUGAUCGACGACGAUGUCGAUUUCAACCUCUCCAAAGCCAUCAAACAUCGUCACUCCUCGUCUGCUUCUCGCUCUCUCAAGGGACUAUCAAUGCAAGCCAGCCCUCGCCUCCAACCAGCAGAGGAAAAUCCUGCACCGUCUGGCUCCCAAAGUCUGACCAAUAGCCCCGAAACUCCUCGAGAUCCAGUCCACGAAUACAAGUCGCCUCUCUCGAGAAGUUUUGCUUCCGUCGCGCGAGCCGCCUCUCCGCGGCCUUCUGGCGCAAGCUCUCCCGCCCCUUCCCGCCCGCCUCUGAGGGAGAGUCGAGCUUCAUUUCAUGGGGCUUCACGCCCAAUCAUCUCCCCACCCUCCAGCUUUUCGUCGCUAUCACGAGACCCUCUGCGACGGCAGAGUUCUGCUGGAAAGUUACAAACAUCCCUAUCGAUCAUCGACGUUCAUACUGCCCCAUCCCCUACUGGGGAUUCCCUUCGCGUCACACUCAAGCGACCCUCCCCAAAUAGUGAGGCAGUCUCACCUCAGUUCACGAGGCGGAUACCGCCCGCCCCAGUCUCAAGUCCCAUCGGGAGAUACAACAGUGCCCGAUCACGAUCGAUGAACUCGCCUCUUAGUCCAGCCACCAUGAUGUCGCUGUCUUCCUCUGCCUCGCGGUUGCAGCAAUCUCCUCACCUUGUCCCGCCAACGCCUCCUGGAACGCCCAGCUCGAAUCCAAUUGCACUGAGGUUGACAACGUCCACCUCGAGCUCGCGAGCCAAGUCGCGACCGGCGCUCACGUCAAUUUUUCCCGGAGCGUCGAUGAGCAGUAGCGGUUCACAAGGCGUACCCAGACCCACGUCGUUUGCAGCUGCCGUCAAGUCACCUGUUCGAUCGCCUCUGAGUACGCCGAGUACGCCUCAGACGCCCAAGGCAUCCACGUCUUCGUCGCCUAUUCGUCAUCGCGCGACACCCAUGUCCAGGUCUUCGACUGUUAGUGCUGUGGCGGCAAGUGUGCCACAGCCUUUGCAAGCCAAGAUUCUCAAGCGCCCCAAGCGGUUGAGAAUCUAUGGGGAUGGGACCGAGUUGGAUGGGAUUGAAGACUUGCCAACAGACAAGGACAGAGUGCUGAGGAGAAACUCUGGUGCGACGAAACCAGAAGAAGGUGAUUCGACUGGCGCUCGCCUUUCGCGCCGUCGAGCUGAUUUGACGUCGAACCGCGCGUCGGUCUCGUCGUCGGCGACUGCAACGCCGUCUCUCGGACAGCUUCCUCUUUCUCCCAUGAAUUCUCCCAAGACGGAGAAGAGGCGCUCCAUUAAUAGUCUACCGCUCAAGCGAAGACCAAUGCUGAUUCGAAACUUGAAUGGCGUUGGCGCUCCGAAAGUCGUUGGCCAAAUGCGAUGGAACCCCCAAACUUUACGAUGGGAGGGUAACGACCAGGAGCUUCGAGCAUUUGAGAAUGCUAUUGGCUCCUCUACUCGUCCGGCUCUGAUCACCAAGCUUUCUGGUGCGGCACUCGGGUCGCCUGUUCAGUCUGGCUCUGGCAUGGAUGGAGCGCGGGUUGUCGGCAACAUGCUGUUUGAUCCAGUAGAAAUGCGCUGGGUCAGUCAAUUGCCUCCGGAAGAGGAAGAACCAGACGUCUUUGCCGAUCUCGCCGACGACGAAGAGGAGGACCUCGGCUCUUGGAGCAAGAAUAAGGGCGGCACGAUUCGUGCGACCGGAGGAUUACUUGCUAGCAUUCGUGUCGCACCAGCAUCCCCUGACAGGUCCACAUCUGAUGGAGUCAAUACCUCUCAGAACAAUAUCAUGCUUCUUACGUCACCCUUGAGUGACGGCAACCCCAGCCCGGCGCGCUCAAGUUAUUCAAGAGGAGAAUCCGAGAUGGAUAUUUCAGUCGAUGGGGCUAGUAGCGAUGGUGGAGACGGCAUUACGCAAACCUUUAUCGACGACACAAUGCAAGCGGAAGCAAGACACCGAACCGAGAUGGUCGGAUGGCUCGUCGAUUCGAUUCAAGAAGAUGCGUCAAAUGCAAAUCUGUCGCCUGAAGCCGUGCCGUUUCCAGCCAGGUCGCCGGUUCAGGAGGUCGGGCGCUAUGAUAGGGCAUACCUCUAUGACCUUCGCGCAAUCGCAAUACGGUCAAAGGCGUCGUCUGCAUAA
Messenger RNA from Serendipita indica DSM 11827, 3021 nucleotides. NCBI's taxonomy places the organism in Eukaryota, Fungi, Basidiomycota, Agaricomycetes, Sebacinales, Serendipitaceae. The record is from the annotation of a GenBank genome assembly.